CCCCCCGGGAGAGCAUAAAUAUCCAGGCUGCAGGCAGCACCCAAGGCUUUGCCUCUGCAUCAGCUCCAGGCUCAUGUCCUCCUGCCCCAAGAUCUCUGCGAUGGAGCCGCACUUUCUCCUGGACCACGACGCGCUGCGGCAGGCUUGGGAUUCCGCAGACCGGGCUCCAGAGCUCCAUCCUCCCUGGUCCCGGAACUCCCCAGACCCGCUACCUCCUGUCCUCGUGCCGCUGGCAGAGUCCUCAAGCCACCACAGUGAUGACCACCAGCCACUGCUUUCCAGUCCUUGUUGGCAGCUGCCCUCGGUCCUCCUGCGAUACCGAGCACUCUUAGCUGAGGCCCAGAGCCCCUCGGAAGAGAGCCCAGUGCAGCCUGGUGCAGGCCUCUUGCCAGGAUUCGUGCCGAUCCCAGGAGUACCCGCAGGAGCGCCUGAGCCCACAGAGCACACGUUGGGGCAGCUUCCGGUGGCCCUGCGGCCCAACGGCCGUGCUGGAGAGGGACCAGUGGACACGGAGGCCUGGGACCACUUGCAGACUUCAGUGUGCAGCCCAGCUCCGGGCCCCACCGGGUGGCGCCUGCACCUGCUUGGCUCGGGCUGCCUGCAGUGCAUCCUUCGUGCUCUCUCCUCUUUGAGCCGCUGGGCUGCUGACUGCUGGGCGACAGUCCUGGACACUUAGGAGCCCGAGGCGGUGGCGGGAGGGCGCCGACUGUGGACAUGAGUCCUGAAUCAAAUGGUAGUCUCUUUUAUUAUUAAAUAUUUUGUCCAGACCACGGAGUUCUGCUUAAUUUAUAUAAGUACUCAGUCUUUUUAGGGCCAAUAAAAGAUGAGAUCUCAGUGAUGCUAUCCGGAGGCUGAAAAUGCACCUCACGUAAUACACAGACAAACAGGGAUCAGGUCCUCCCUGCGGCUCACGAUCAGCCCAAUGGUCUCCCAGCCGGGCUCCUUGCCCUUGCUCGAACCAUGGGAUCUGAUCGCCUCGGAUGUACUUGGAGAAGUCGCUCUUCUGGCUGAGCAGUGGGCCGUCGGUGAACUUGCCUGUGUCGAGCAGGGCGCGCACUUCCUCGCUGAUCUGCCGCUCCGGCUCCGCGCACAGGAAUUCGUCCAC
Molecule: messenger RNA, 1105 nt
Organism: Myotis daubentonii (Daubenton's bat)
Lineage: Eukaryota; Metazoa; Chordata; Mammalia; Chiroptera; Vespertilionidae
Product: annexin-2 receptor
Molecular function (GO): signaling receptor activity
Source: RefSeq, a predicted model, not a curated record